AUGACAAACCUGAACUUUCUCUUAUUCUGUGCAAGAGCAAAAGCAAUUAUUUCUCGAAUUCAUAAACCUGCAUUUGUGCGCAGUUUUAAUCACCCAGUGCGUGUCCUCUCCAAUCCCAACACUGAUAUUUACUCGUGUAACAGAAUCAUCAGCGGCCUGCUAAAAUCCGGGUCUUUAGAUUCUGCAUUGAAACUGUUCGAUGAAAUGCCUGAACGAGAUGUUAUUACUUGGAACAUCAUGAUUUCAGGGCAUUAUCGCCUUGGCUUACUAACAGAGUCCUUGAGUUUGUACAAUCAGAUGGUUCUCGAUUGUUGUGUCGAGAGCUCAUCGACGUUUUCGACUGUUCUCAGCAUCUGCAGCUCGAAAGGGUUGUUUAGAGAAGGAUGUGAGGUUCACUGCAGAGCUGUUGUUUUGGGGUUUAGCACAAAUGUGUAUGUUGGCUCGGCCCUCGUCGAUCUCUAUCUGCGAAUGGGCUGCACCGGCGUUGCUCUGAGAUUGUUUGGUAAAUUGCAAGAGAGAAAUUUGGCUACAUGGAACGUUGCUCUGCGUGGAAUGUGUGAAACGGGGGGAGUGAAUGAGCUGUUUAGAAUGUAUGAUGAGAUGAGGUUGGAAGGUGUGGAGCCUAAUGGGGUUACGUAUUGUUAUCUGAUUCGGGGCUGUGGCUACGAGAGGUGUUUAGAAGGGGGAAUGCAGCUGCACUGCUGUGUGAUCAAGGGAGGAUUGGUUGAUUCAGAUUUGUUCGUGGCGAAUGCUUUGGUGGAUUUUUACUCCGCUUGUGGGAGUUUGGUAGAGACGAGGAAGGUGUUUGAGGCUAUCCCGCCUUCAGAUGUAAUUUCUUGGAACUCGUUGGUGUCUGUUUGUGCAGCGAGUGGGUGUAUACGUGACGGCCUUGAAGCAUUCAGGGAAAUGCGUUUGUGGGAUAAGAAGCCCUCGGCUUGUUCGUUCUUGGGGUUCUUGAAAGUGUCUAGUGCGGCUAGGGAUUUGGUGUUUGGGCAACAAACUCAUUGCUCUGUUCUCAAGGCAGGGCUCGACUCUGUUCUUGUGCAGUCCGCGUUGAUUGACAUGUACGGGAAAUGUGGGGAGAUUGGGGAUGCGGUUGGCAUAUUUGACGGGGUUCUUGAGAGGAAUGUCGAGUGUUGCAACUCUCUCAUGACAUCUUUGCUGAAGUCUGAGCUCUUGGAGGAUGUUGUUGAUUUGUUUGGUGUGAUGGUUGAUGAGGGGAUAGGGUUUGAUGAAGUGAGUCUCUCUUCGGCUUUGAAAGCCCUAGCCGGCUCAUCUGGCUGCACGGUGCUGCAUUGCUGCGCUGUGAAGUCGGGCUUUGAGUCCGAUGCUGCAGUAGCGUGUGCUCUGAUUGAUGCAUACUCUAGAGCCGGGGAGGUCGGAUUGUCCUGCCGUGUUUUCAAUCUGCUUCCGUCCCCGAAUGUGAUAUGUUUCACUUCGGUUAUCAGUGCCCUAGCGCGAAACGGGAAGGGAAAAGAGUGCCUUGAAAUGCUCGAUUUGAUGAUCCGGAAAGGCCUGAAGCCCGACAAGGUGACAUUCCUGAGUGCCCUAAUGGGCUGCAGCCACUCGGGGCUCGUUGAAGAGGGGAGAACGGUUUUCCACUCAAUGGAGACGAUUCACGGCCUAGAGCCGGAGAGGCAACAUUACUCGUGUAUGGUCGAUCUUCUCGGCCGGGCAGGGCUACUAGAAGAAGCAACAGAGAUGAUGAAAGACACUCCAUGGGAGGAUGAUUUUGUGAUUUGGAGCUCUGUUCUGAGGAGCUGCAGAAAUCAUCGGGAAGAACAACUCGGGAGUCGAGCUGCCAAGAAGCUGAUAGAUCUGCAACCGGAGAACCCUUCGAGCUGGCUGCAGGCGUCGUACUUCUACUCGGAUAUCGGAGAUUUCGAGCGAACGAAAGAGUACAGAGAGAUCGCGACUGCGAGGAAGGUGAGACGAGAGAUAGGUCGGAGCAUGAUUGAAAUUAAGAGUUGAUGCCAUGAAUGAGUAGAAAUUGGAGAAACUUAAGUU
Molecule: messenger RNA, 2007 nt
Organism: Salvia hispanica
Lineage: Eukaryota; Viridiplantae; Streptophyta; Magnoliopsida; Lamiales; Lamiaceae
Product: pentatricopeptide repeat-containing protein At1g74600, chloroplastic-like
Biological process (GO): RNA modification
Molecular function (GO): RNA binding; protein binding
Source: RefSeq, a predicted model, not a curated record